Stegostoma tigrinum is the source of this 754-nucleotide messenger RNA. Its product is annotated as eukaryotic translation initiation factor 1b-like. The coding region runs from base 137 to 478 and encodes 113 amino acids. The record is from RefSeq and is a predicted model, not a curated record. Gene Ontology annotation, molecular function: translation initiation factor activity; RNA binding; ribosomal small subunit binding. The transcript is spliced from 4 exons. Lineage: Eukaryota; Metazoa; Chordata; Chondrichthyes; Orectolobiformes; Stegostomatidae. Gene Ontology annotation, biological process: translational initiation. Gene Ontology annotation, cellular component: eukaryotic 43S preinitiation complex.
CGUCUUGGUGACGUCAAUCACUGGGCCCGCCGCCCUAUAUAAGGCGGCCGCGGCUUGCGAGUCGUUUUAGCGGCAGAGCCGGAGCCAGCGGUUGAAUCCCCAGCUUCUCCCGGACCGCAGCAGUACCCGCUAGCGCAUGUCCACUUGCCAGAACCUGCAGAGCUUCGAUCCCUUUGCUGAUGCACUUAAGGGUGAUGAUCUCCUCCCUUCUGGGACUGAGGAUUACAUACACAUAAGGAUUCAGCAGAGGAACGGCAGGAAAACCCUCACUACCGUCCAGGGGAUUGCUGAUGAGUAUGACAAAAAGAAGCUUGUCAAGCACUUCAAAAAGCAAUUUGCCUGCAAUGGUACUGUGAUUGAACAUCCAGAAUACGGUGAGGUCAUCCAGCUUCAAGGGGACCAACGCAAGAACAUCUGCAAGUUCCUGGUUGAGGUUGGCAUAGUUAAGGAAGAACAGCUCAAGGUUCAUGGGUUUUAAUUGACACUUCCUCUGCACUACAGCUAGAUAAUCAGCUCUGACUGGACUGUAUGUUCUGAUAAUGAAAGCCUGAAUGGCAUUGAACUUGCACAAUGAGCAGUUUAAUUAUCGAGCUCCUGCAGCAAGACCACUAGUCAUUUGCUUUUGUCCCAGCUAAGUUUUUUAAACAUGUUUGUGCUCUAAGAAAAAGCACAUGUUAGAACUCUUUGUACCUCUCUCUUUGUACCUCCCUGUAUAAUGUAUAAUAAAACCCACUUGAGAACUUGUUCUGACAAA